This is a messenger RNA of Aspergillus heteromorphus CBS 117.55, 2068 nucleotides long. RefSeq names its product uracil transporter. Gene Ontology annotation, molecular function: nucleobase transmembrane transporter activity. The transcript is spliced from 9 exons. Gene Ontology annotation, cellular component: plasma membrane. Lineage: Eukaryota; Fungi; Ascomycota; Eurotiomycetes; Eurotiales; Aspergillaceae. The record is from RefSeq and is a predicted model, not a curated record. Gene Ontology annotation, biological process: nucleobase transport; transmembrane transport. Bases 150 to 1805 code for a protein of 551 amino acids.
AUCCUGCGGCCGCCGCGUACCAUGCGACCUGUUUCCAAUUCUUCGCGGGCUGGUUGACGCUGACAGACACCCGACUCCGACACAAUCCUCCCCUUGUGCUCUCGUUCCUCGACUGUUCGUCCGUCCUCGCACGACGUCCCCCCCCCGCCAUGGCCGGAUUCGGUAGUCGAGUGGUCUCGAAGAUCAAGCUGGAUUCCAGCCGCGACUCGCGCUGGUCCAACGAAGAUCUGCUGCCCACCCCCCCGGAGCAGUGCACCUGGCGCUGGUGGAACUAUGUCACCUUCUACUGGUCCAUCUCCUUCACCAACUGGACCCUGGGCUCGACCAUGAUCGGUGUCGGCUUGAACUGGUGGCAGGCGAUUGUCGUCAUCUUCGUCUCCCAGCUCAUCUCCUCCAUCGCCAUGGCCUUCAACUCCCGCGCUGCCAGUGUCUACCACAUCGGAUUCCCGUGCGUGGGCCGCAGCGUGUUCGGCAUGUGGGGGAGCUACUACUUCGUCGGGGCCCGCGCCGUGCUCGCCAUCAUCUGGUUCGCCGUGCAGAUGGACUUCGGCGCCGAGUACAUGUACAACAUCCUCCGGGCCAUCUUCGGCCACCACUUCACCGACAUCCCCAACCACAUCCCGGCCAGCGCGGGCAUCACCACCCAGCGCAUGCUCGCCUUCUUCCUGUGCUGGCUGUGCCAUCUGCCCUUCUGCCACUUCCGCCCGUACCAGCUGCGCAAGUUCUUCAUCUUCAAGACCUCCAUCUCCCUGCCCGCCAUGUUCGGUCUGUUCAUCUUCGCCAUGUGCAACACCAAGGGCCAGCUGGGGACGCUGUACACGGCGGAAGCGCGCUCCUCCACGGCCACGGCCUGGAUGAUCAUCUCCGGAAUAAACAGCGGCCUGGGAAACACCGCCACCCUGAUCACCAACCAGCCCGAUUACUGCCGUUGGACGCGAACCCGCCAGGCGCCCCUCUGGACGCAGCUGAUCUCCAACCCCAUCGCCACCACCCUCUCCGCCAGUCUGGGUAUCCUCGCCACGGCCGCCAUCAACAACAAAUACGGCACUGAUAUCUGGAACCAAUGGGACAUGAUGCAGUUCAUCCUGGACCGGUACUGGUCCGGCACGACCCGGUUCGCCGUCUUCCUCGUGGCCUUCGCCUGGCUGGUGCAAAUCCUGGGCACCAACGUCGCGGCCAACAUGAUCUCCUUCGGCGCCGACUCCUCCAUGCUGUUCCCGCGAUUCAUCAACAUGCGUCGCGGCCAGUACAUCGUCGAGUGUCUCGCCUGGGCGGUCGUGCCGUGGGAGAUUCUGACCUCCGCCACCAAGUUCGAGACUUUCCUUUCCGGAUACGCCUUGUUCAUGGGUGCUGUCGUCGCCAUCAUGGUGUGCGAAUACUUCUGCUUCUCCAAGGGCAACAUCUUCAUCUCCGCCCUGUACGACGGCACAAAGCUCAACAAGAGCUACCGCUACCACAAGGGCUGGAACGUCCAGGCCGUGAUCGCGUAUAUCAUCGCCAUCGCGCUUCCUUUCCCUGGCUUCGUCGGCUCCCUCGGCGCCGACGUCUCCACCACCGCCGCCCGCCUCGGCUACCUAGGCUGGAUGCUCUCCUUCACGACCGGCUUCGUAUGCUACUACGUGAUCUGCACGUUCUGGCCGACGGAGAACCAGCGCUACAUCAAGGCGCAGGGCUACACGUGGGAGCAGACCGCGAAGGAGGACAGUCCGGAUUUCUACCUUAACGGGGCGAAUGUGGGCGGUGUGACCUGCGAGGAGGAGGUGGUGUUGGAGAAGGGCGCGGAGAAGCCUGUUUAUCGGGGGUGAAGAGGAUAAGAAAAUUUCUUGUUUUUUUUUUUUUAAUGGAUUUGCUUUUGAUGGGUAUGAGGUAUGAGAGAGAGGGGGGAUUCCUUGGAAAAAGAGAGGGGAAUAAAUGAAGGGAUUGGAUUGGAUUGGAAGGGUAUAUAUAGUAUAUAGAUGGAUGGAUAUGGUAGUAAUUUAUUUAGGUAGUAGUUAUCUACGACAUGAUACGCAACUCGACUCUACUCGACUCGACUCUGGAUUGAUAUGAAAUGAAUAAUACAUUUUUG